AUGAAACGGCCGGGAUCUACUUUGAAGGAACAUGGCGACUUUAAGAAAGGAGAUGAUUAUAAAUUGACUUGUUAUACUCUUGAGUAUGAAACCAAGGAUACUGAUAUUUUGGCAGCAUUUCGAGUAAUUCCUCAACCUGGAGUUCCGCCUGAAGAAGUAGGGGCUGUAGUAGCUGCCGAAUCUUCUACUGGUACAUGGAGAACUGUGUGGACUGAUGGACUUACGAGCCUUGAUCAUUACAAAGGGAGAUGCUAUGGAAUCGAUCCUGUUCCUGGAGAAGAAAAUCAAUAUAUUGCUUAUGUAGCUUACCCAAUUUGCUACGUAAUGGAGAUUACUAAGAAUUUCAAGCUAGUUCCUGUUUUAUUCCAUUUUGGAAUGAUAAAAAGAUAA
Lactuca saligna is the source of this 390-nucleotide messenger RNA. Lineage: Eukaryota; Viridiplantae; Streptophyta; Magnoliopsida; Asterales; Asteraceae. The record is from the annotation of a GenBank genome assembly.